GUAUUUCAAAAUAAAGAAAGGAUACAACAACACAAAAAAUACAGUACCAAUUUUUAUUUAAUUUUGCAUCUAUUUACAUUUUUUGUUAAAGAUAGUUGGUCGUGGUUAUGCAUAUUACAGGUAUAAUCUGUGGAGUUGUACCGUAAAUAACAGUGUAUGUGCUUGACAAAGAAGGCUCCAUGACAUUUUACGUCAAUGAAGCCAACGCAAAAACAGAAUGAAGCCAGCAAAAAUGCAAGACAAGAUAUGUAAUCAUCUCAUAUUCAUAAUUCCACGGCUGCUGGAGGAUUAUCAUGUGUUGUUAGAUACAGACGCAUGCUCAGUUCCCCCAGCUGCUCCAUACCGCGCCGCUCCGCUUUCCUGGAGACCGGACGAGGGCCAGCUGUGAGAGCAGCGCAGUUGAAAAUGAGACUGCAGCAGCGGGGAGAGCGACUGGCGCUGGGAAGAGUUGUCUGUCUUUAUCGCUGAAAGACAGGAAGAAACCCCCGUUGACCGAUGAGACGGGAGCCAUAGGCCGCGUCUUUCAAAAUACUAGAGGAAUUCGUCAAUGCGAAGAAAACCACAAAUUAAAAUCACAGGAAGGGCACGAUGCAUCCCGGACUGAGCCAGCGAGCUAGCAGAAUGACUGUGCCCCAGUCUGAUGGUUUCUACGAGCGAAAGAAACGCAACUCCAUCAUGGUGACUGUCUCUCUGCUCGUCAUCUCAGUGCUGAUCCUCAUCAUAGGCGUGGCUGCUACCACCAGAACGCAGAACGUCACCGUGGGAGGCUACUAUCCAGGAGUCAUUCUUGGCUUCGGAUCCUUUAUUGGAAUAAUCGGAUCCCACUUGAUUGAAAACAAAAGGCAGAUGCUGGUAGCCUCCAUUGUGUUCAUCAGCUUCGGGGUGGUGGCCUCUUUCUGUUGUGCAAUUGUAGAUGGAGUGUUUGCGGCGAGGCACAUUGAUCUAAGACCCCUGUAUGCAGGACGAUGCCAUUACUACUCAUCUGUUGAAGAAAAAGACGUGCCUUGUCAAAUGUCGUCACGAGCCUCCUGCAGCCUCAAAGUCAAAUCCAACACGUGCUACUGUUGUGACCUCUACAUCUGUGGCAAAUCUCGCAGUGAACUGGGGGCAGGAUACCACGAGUAUGUGGACGUUCAGAGCUGCCAGGACGUGAUCCAUCUUUACCACUUGCUGUGGUUUGUAACGAUACUGAAUAUCGUGGCCCUGUUUCUCGGGAUCGUCACAGCUGCGGUGCUUGGAGGAUUUAAAGAUAUGGGCCCUCCUCUCGCCUCCUGUGAGCCGGAGACACUGCCCGCCCCGAUGACCUGUGAACCCCAACAGCAGGUGACCCCCUACAGCAGCUACAGCGCCCCACACCUACCCCCGUACACUGCCUACGACCUGCAGAAUUCCAUCAUCUUCCCAGCAGCCACUCCGUCAGGCCUUUCAGAUGAUUCCCAGUCGGGCUCCAGCUACAUGUGGGCGUCCCCCGCCCCUCCGCGUUACUUCCCGCCCUACUUCUCUCCAGAUGAGAAGCCGCCCCCCUACAGCCCCUGAGGACAGGCUCCAGACCUCCUCACGCAUUGCUGGAGACACUGGCAGGAACUUUAAUGUAACAGGGGAAGGGUUCUGCCAUCAUCAUCCCUGCAAAGAAGACACUGUGAUUUUUUUCUACAGGAAUUUAAUUUCGGAACUUUAUAGACCGGAGCACCGUGCACGCUACUGUACAGUACUGUGGAGGCUUCUCCAAUGAUCUCACCGCUCACGACAGCGAAACCUGUCAGCAGCCUUGCCUGAGCUGCUUGUGUUUAAGUGGUUUUAAGGAAUGAUAACCAAAGCCUUCCAUUUUCAUUGCUGUGCGCUGAAGAUCUUUUGGUUCUUUGCUUUAAAAAAAAAAAGUAGAUAUUUUAAAUCCACUACUAUAGAUUCCAGGUACCCAAAUGAUCAUUAAAGACAGGAAGAGGAGCCAGUGCCAAGAAGAUGGGGUUUAAAAGACUUGGUUAGCAUGCCUUUAAGGAUCAGGGUUAUUUCUGAACCUAUUGAUAGGAGGGCUUUACAAUGUGAAAAGUAACUUUUAUUGGACGUUUUACAAGCAAUAUAAUAGGUACAGUAUGCAUUUGCCUGUCGUUGAGGAGUUCCCUAACCAGGUAUACGAAUAAGAAGACUUUCCUCCUCUCCAGCCACCAUGUGGACAUCUCCAGGUAGCAAGCCAUGAUGACGGCUUUUAACAGGACCUCAUGGACAGCACGUCACUUACUGGUCUACAAACAGCCUUAAAAAAGACCUUUGACAAUACCAUUGUGUUAAACAUCAUCAUAAUAAUAAACCACUGUAUGAGGGGCUUUUACCGAUGUAGCAGUUUCAAGACAGUGAAGUCCAUUAACCUUACAUUUCAAAUGUGCUUUCUGUUAUAACAGUACUGAAAAGUGCCAGAACUGUGAUUCAUGUUGAUCCGCUCCAUCUCAAGAAAGAGGUUUGGUGGAGGAUUGUGCCCGCACUGCCGUUGAACUAAGAUAGCAAAUAUAACGUUAGUUUGGAAACGUCUUGGCGCAAUCCGGUGUUUAACUAGUUUUUUUUUUUUUAGGGUUUUAGCGGGGCAGAUCGGUUCUCCUCGGAAUCCCGCGAAAGUAAGCGGGUCACCUCGGGUCGACCUGUACCCUUUCAAAAAUUUCUCACGAGUUUUGAGCGAGGAAUUGGGUGUCACCCCGACUCAUUAUUUUCCUUACUCAUUAGUUUAAGGCAUGCAAUCCAGUGUUUUAAUUUGAAAGUGCUUAAGCUCAUGAGUUAAAAGGUACAAUGUCAAAAGUUUUGAUUUGGUUAUAUUACAAUGUCACUCAACUUGCUGGCUUCAGCACGUACAUUGCUGCCAUGUGUUAUCAUGUGGAAGAGCCCAUGUGCUUAUUUUGUUUCUUGAUUGUUUUAAACCCUGGACUCCAUAACUGGAUAUUACAAUAAGCAAAAAAGUGUGUUUAUAAAUAUCACAGCAGUAUGUCAUUUUGUUUGCAUAUACUUUGUAAUAACACAGCAUCUCAAGACAUGGUAGAAGGUUACUGAUGAACUCAGAGGGAAGAAAAUAUUGCUUUCCUUUAAGUGAAAAUUCAGUUAUUUAAAAGGUGUGCAGCAGUGACGACAUCAUUUAGAUCUUUUAUUUAACAUCAUGUAGUCAAAGAAACUACAAAAUAAUAUCGCAAAAAGUCUACCGGAAGCCAUAAUACUAGUACAGUAUUUCAUGUUCCAUUUAAAAAUGCCAUUUGUCAGCUUUUUUCGUUAAGUAUGUGGGAGAACUACAAAGCGGUAUGUAAUUCAAUAUGUUAACGUAUCAUUAUUCAGCAGGUUUCACUCGACUGUAUGAGGCAGUCAGUUGAUUCUAUAGGGUGCUGCAAAACUUCUGGCCACAGCUACACAGUAGAUUACAUCAACUGGAACCUGUCAUCACUAAAGAGUCUUGCACUGAAGUGGUCUUAUCUCCCUGCAAGGAGUUUAAACACUCAGUUCAUACCUCACCACUUACUUUUCUUACCUUUUCUCCCCCUUCCUAUUCUGUGCAUUAGUUAGCAGAAAUAAGUAGCCUUUUAACAUGAAAGAAAUUGGGUAACUUCAAAAAUUACUUUAUUAAGAAAGCUGCCAACCACUACAUCCAAAAUGCACAUAUGAACAUCCUCCUGUAGCUCAGUCUAUAUACAAAAUAAUUGGGGACUAGCGUUCUGCUAGCUAUCUUAUCAGGCUGUUCUCAUUAUGUCAGCAGGUUUUGUACCUAUGAUGUUACACACUUGAUAAAGACAUUCCUCUAGGGCUGGUUUUAUUACACAUUACAGCAGAUGUUACAUUAUUGCAGAUGUUUCACAAGCCGUGUGCAGACAGGCAUUGUCCUGUUUGACGUGCCAGAAAUGGCAAAAUAGGAGGUGUUCACUUCUUUACUUUGCUGCUGCAUGGUGAUCUACACGUGAGUUAUGAACCUGGAAUGAAGAUAGUCUCCAAAAAUGUAAGGUUGUAAAUGGUUUAGUUUUUUCACCCAAAAAGUGUUGAAUUUUAUUUUUUUUUCCAUGCAUUCUUUAAGGACUAGGCUUGCAUUGUUUUCUCAAUUUAAAGGCGUUUUCUAAGAACAUGUGUCCGUUUAUGUAUAAAGGAAUAAAACAAACUGGAUUUAUUAUUA
Acipenser ruthenus (sterlet) is the source of this 4132-nucleotide messenger RNA. Its product is annotated as transmembrane protein 255A-like. NCBI's taxonomy places the organism in Eukaryota, Metazoa, Chordata, Actinopteri, Acipenseriformes, Acipenseridae. Bases 589 to 1536 code for a protein of 315 amino acids. The transcript has 9 exons. The record is from RefSeq and is a predicted model, not a curated record.